GCCAAACAGCCUGGUGGCCCCACAAGGGGGCCGGUGGAUAUAGAUUGUGCGGAGUGUGUUGCAAACUGGGUGGGCUCAUCUUCUGCUGCGUAUACGAGGAGGCCCUUGCAGCAGUACGCAGUGCCCUCAAGAAAGCCGGCAUUGCCCUUGUGCUGAACACUGCCAAGGGCAUUUCCUUCUGGACCUCGGCUGAGAACGGCGACGCCGUGAACCUCACGGUUGAAGUCACAUACGUCGAUGAUGAGGCGAUCGCCAUAGUCACCCGUUCCUCCACCCAGCUCCGCGAGGCCAUCGGCACGGUGACCAACCUUUACGCCAAGGUAUUCGCCGAGUUCGGCCUGCGCAUCAACUGGAAGAAGGGCAAGAGCGAAGCUAUCGUCCGCUGACGCGGCCCGGGUGCCACGAAAGUCGUUGCUGAGCUGAGGUCUGAGGGCGGCCUCCGCAUCCCGCUCGACGACGGAACUACCGCCAUGCACGUAGUGGAUGGGUACCAGCAACUCGGCGGCGUGAUCUCCGCCAGCGGGAGCAUGGUGCCAGAGGCCCGGCAGCGAGCCUCCUCGGCUAUGUCCGCCUGCUCCCCGAUCGCGUCCAAGGUAUUCUCCUCGGAUGUCAUCGGUACCACCAUGAAGCUCCACCUGCUCCACAGCCUGGUCCUGUCGAGACUGCUGUACAACGUCGCCAUAUGGACAAUGUCCCCCGCGGCUCUCAAGCAGAUCAACGGUCCCUACAUGCGUGCCCUGAGACGCAUUGCUGGCGAUAUGAAGGCUGGGCAUGCGCCUGCCUUCUCGGACCUUGCAGUCCGCCAGAGGCUACAUGUACCGUCCAUCGACUGCGUCGUUCUGCGAAAGCGCCUCCGCUACUACCACCGACUGGUGGCACACCAGCCCUCCGUGGUGUGGGCCCUUAUGCAAGCGCGCCCGCGAGGGCGGCCCCUGCCGUAUGUUGCGCAGGUGAUCGUGGACCUCAACCUACUCCGGCGCCUGGCGCCUGAGUUGGACGCCGUGCCUGGCUGCAGCGAGGCUCCCAGCAUGUGGAUGUCUCGCAUGAGAGAAAACGACUGGACCUCGAUUGUACAGCGAGUCUUCUUCUGUGAGUCGUCGCUGGACAAAGUGGCCGUGCAAGGCUGCCACGCCCCGCCGGGUGUACAGUUCCGGUGUGAUAGGUGCGACGCCAGCUUCCCGACCAAAAAGGCGUUGUUAAAGCAUAAGCGGAUCGCUCGUAAGCAGACUGCUCCUAUCAAGGCGUUCAUUGACGAUUCGGGCGUAUGCCCCGCGUGUAAAACAGACAUUUUGGAGCGGCACCGCGUCAUACGACACGUGUCUGAUGGCCGCCGCCCGGCUUGCCGCACCCAGAUCAUGUCGAUUUUGCCAGUACAGAGCCCAGAAUUGGUGGCAGCGUGGGAGGCCCGCGACAACGAGCGAGUCAGGCUAGCCAGACGAGCUGGCUCGACCCACAUCCUGGCGGCCGGCCACGCGGUCACAGCCGCAGGCCGCCGCAUAGGACGUGCUACACAAUAAAUGCAGUAUUUACGAAUCACUUGAGACUCCUUCAGGGAAUUCCUCGCCGCACAAAAAGUGCGGAGCGUGCAGGGACAAUUCGCAGAACAGAUGGACAAAAGGCCAGGAGGCAUUGUAUUGGGGAGGGUUGGCGAAA
Molecule: messenger RNA, 1653 nt
Organism: Prorocentrum cordatum
Lineage: Eukaryota; Dinophyceae; Prorocentrales; Prorocentraceae
Source: the annotation of a GenBank genome assembly